AUGUCGCUAUACUCACCACCGCCGCGCCUGCACACCUCUCAGGAGGACAAGCCGACUCUCCUGGUGUGUUGGUGGAUCACAUUGUUCUGCACCACCAUAAUCCUACUGCGGAUAGCCGGCCGCUUCAUCCGCUCGGAAACGCUCUUCAGGGAGGACAAGACAGCCGCAUUCGCCAUUAUUCCGCUAUUGGCGCGCAUGGCAUGUCUGCACGUCAUUUUCAAUUACGGCACCAACAAUGCCCAGUUACCAGACGACCUAAGCGACGAGGACAUACGAAAAAAGACCAUUGGGAGCGGGUUAGUGCUUGCAACUCGCAUACUAUAUGCAGCGACGUUGUGGAUACUCAAGAGCGCAAUUCUCGAGUUCUUCAAAAGACUGACAAGCACAUCAUGGAAACGCUCACACGAUUUCACCUUGCUGUUCAUCAGGUGCACCCUGGUCCUAACCUUUAUCGGCGUCAUAGUCUCGGAUCUGGCCGAAUGCCGUCCCUUCAGCCAUUACUAUCAGGUGUUACCUGACCCUGGCGGGCAAUGUCGCCAAGGUUACGUGCAACUCUUGACCAUGGCUGCGUGCAACGUUAUAACCGAUUCAAUGCUUGUCAUAUUCCCCGUCACAAUUAUACUCAGGAGCCACAUGACGGUCAAGCGAAAAGUCCAGCUCACGCUAUUGUUCUCAUUGGGAUUGGGAGUAGUUGGAACGACGGUCUAUCGGGUGCCGCAUAUCAUCUGGCAAGACGGGAGCCAGCAGAUUCGAUCACUACUUGCAUCGGUUGAGCUACUGUUUGCCACUGCUGCUGCAAAUGCGUUGGUUCUUGGCUCAUUUGUCCGUGAUCGCGGCGUCAAGAAGGCAAAAUUCAGAUAUGGCUCCAUUACGGGCGAAUCGAUCGAGGAGUCGAUAUCGACAUCCCGCCGGAGGCCGACAAUAAGACAUUGGGGAAGCGACGAAGACUUGAUCAGGAGUCUGGGCUUGCGGGCGGACCGCGCACUUCGUCGAGAAUAUGAUCGAGGUUGGGAUACCUCACCGCAAUACACUCCGGCUCCCUUGGCCCGGGUACCCGAAGGCAUGAGAAAUUGGCAAUUUCCCAAGCGUCGCAGGAGCGUUGCUGAGACGAGCGACGAGUUCUUACUUGCCACUGGAGACGGACUAUCCCGAUCGACCACGGAAACGACACCCCGCAAGGUUUCGUUCUUUGACGUGGGUGGCUUGCUGGACGAAGAGCAGCAUGGGACACAGUGGCGAGAGAGCUUCAACUCCAGCAUUGACCCUCUUUCACCAGUCUCGCCAUACAGCGCACUGUCACCGCAUAGUAUGCCAACACCUUCGGUACCUGCAGCAUCAUCUGGCAUGAGAAGGGGAUCGCAAGCUCUGCUACAAGAUAUCGGAGGCCUGCUCACGCCAACUCAUUCGCCACCGUCGAGACCCAGCCCCGAGGUGAGCCCACGGACAACCGAGCUGCAGUCUAUAUCCCAUCUCCGACGAGGACCGGCAUUUGCGCAGGACUAUAGAAAUCAACCCGAGCUCAAGGAUCCGGGUGGUCUUCUUUCCCGAUAA
Messenger RNA from Pestalotiopsis fici W106-1, 1551 nucleotides. RefSeq lists its product as uncharacterized. Lineage: Eukaryota; Fungi; Ascomycota; Sordariomycetes; Amphisphaeriales; Sporocadaceae. The coding region runs from base 1 to 1551 and encodes 516 amino acids. The record is from RefSeq and is a predicted model, not a curated record. The transcript is spliced from 2 exons.